Messenger RNA from Striga asiatica, 1482 nucleotides. NCBI's taxonomy places the organism in Eukaryota, Viridiplantae, Streptophyta, Magnoliopsida, Lamiales, Orobanchaceae. The record is from the annotation of a GenBank genome assembly.
AUGGCAAACAGCUUACAAUCCACCGGACUCCAUAUUAACUUUAUUAAUGAUAGGGCUGCAAAAGCACUCAAGCUUCCUCAUAUUGUUGUUGAGCUCAUCCACACUGGCCUUCAUCCAAUUCACCCGCACCCACUCAAUAAUCAACGUCGCCGCAUACUCCACCAUUGUCCUGUCGGCCACCGCCAGCCCAGCUGCAGCCUUGACAGUGUUCCUCACAUUAUAAGCAUAACUCUCGAGGAUGUUCCUAGCUUCGGCCCUCCUCUUAAUCUCUUCAUCCUCUGCCUUGUGCCUGGCGGCAUCCCACACUAUCCUAUCAAUCUCCUCUUUCGACAACCUCCCUUCUUCGUUUGUUAUAGUGAUCCCGUUUGUUCUGCCCGUCGACCUCUCUUUGGCCGACACACUGAGUAUGCCGUUGACGUCAAUUUUAAAGCACACGUCCACCUUCUGCAGGCUCCUCGGGGCAGGUGGUAUUCCCUUCAACGUGAAAUUCCCGAGCAGGACAGCCGCCUGCACGGCAGCCCCGUACGCAACAGCCUCAUCUGGGUUAAUGCUCCUGCACAGCUCCUUUCCCUCGAAAAUACACUGCAGCAUCUUCUGAACCUUGGGAAUCCUGCUCGAGCCUCCAACGAGAACGACAUCAUGGAUGGCAGUCUUCUCCACCCCAGCAUCUCUCAGGCAGCUCUCGACGGGCUCGACGCAUUUUUCGAACAGGUCCAUGUUGAGAUCCUCGAAUUUAGCACGAGUAAUGCUAGAGUGGAAGUCAAUUCCCUCGUGCAAACACUCAACGUCCACGGCCCGCGGGUUUUCGGAAAGGUCCUUGUUGUACUUGCACUUGAACUCUUUGGCAAAGUGAUCGACAAUGCGGUUGUCGAAAUCCUCCCCGCCAAGGUGAGUGUCGCCAGUAGUGGCCCUCACCUCAAAGUUGAGGCCAUAGGCAAUGGCAGCAGCAGUGGGCUCGUUGAUGAUGCGGAUGACAUUGAGGCCGGCAAUGGCACCGGCAUCCUUGGUAGCCUGUCUCUGAGAGUUGCUAAAGUAGGCCGGGACGUAUCAAAUCCGUACACAGCAGUAUUAUACGGGCGGAUACGACGGCCCUGUAGAGUGGGUCUCCUGGGCCUUUGUACGGUAUCGGUGGUACUAUGCCUCCAACAACGGAGACACAUUCUUUUGCCUGAGAAGAAGCUCAAAACACCACUCAUCGCCCCGCCUUUCCCUUCCCUCUUCCCUAAACUCGCCGGAGUUUUUGCCACAGGUGUAGGCGGCGACGACAUCGGCCUCCUGGGGGCCAAUGCCCACGCGGAUGGAGAAGUCGAGGCCGACCUAUCUCCUCGGCACCUCGAAUUUGUUCGUGCUUCAAGGCAAAUACGCGGCAAAAUUCCCGCCCAACUCUCCGGCCUUUUUGAUGUUUUGGAAGUUUUCGAAGCCUUCUUAGAGUGCAUGUUGACCGCCGUGUUUCAGCUAUUGCUCCAGAGCAGGCGCGGCUGA